This is a messenger RNA of Mucor mucedo, 728 nucleotides long. RefSeq lists its product as uncharacterized. The record is from RefSeq and is a predicted model, not a curated record. The transcript is spliced from 3 exons. The coding region runs from base 217 to 699 and encodes 160 amino acids. NCBI's taxonomy places the organism in Eukaryota, Fungi, Mucoromycota, Mucoromycetes, Mucorales, Mucoraceae.
AUUAUUCUCCGCAUUUGUGUGUAAAGAAUCAGCAGACCUAUUUCUUUUAUUUAGGGGUAACAGCAACUACUUACCACUUCCCUUGUCUAACAACAUCCUGCAUUUCAAAGAGGAGUAAGUCAAAAAGAAAGGGGAUCUUCAAACAAGAUAUAAUUCAUACUUUUUUUCAAGAUUUUCUUGUUUUGCUUUUCUUUUUUCAUCAAAUUUAGACAAUAAAUGUUCAAUCGUCAAAUCACUUGGGUUGCAGCUAUUUUCCUCGUACUUCAAUUUGGUGUAUAUACAGUAUCUGCCAUUAUUGGAUGUGCGGCUGAAGCAAAUUUUCAGGCAUGUAAAUCUAUAGAAGUAAGUUUGCUCAAUGGAUGUGGCCCUGUUGAUUACAGCUGCCAGUGUAGUGCACAGAAAUUGAUCCACCAAUGCUUUAAUCUUUGUCCGGAAUACAGUAUCGAUGCUAAUGAACAAGCAAGAAUCGCAACCAGUAUCUGUGUGGCCGUUCCUACUACCUCUGCUGCCCCUGUUACCUCCGGAUCUCAUGUAGGACCAAGUCAGGCUUCCCCUACUUGGGUUGCACCAGCAACUACAGGAUCGACCAGCGCCCCUUCAUCCAGUCCAUCUGUUUCCUCUUCGUUCGGUGUUCAAAUCACACCAGCUACUGGAUUCAUGUCUGUGAUUUUAGUUUUAGGUUUUGUAUUUCAAUUUUAAGUUUUAUUAAUUACACUAAUAGUUUACGC